AUGACUGAUAUCAACGAUGGCCACUCUCGCGCGUCGCACUCGGUUCCCUCUCCUCCCUCCAGUCAGGCUCACGGACUUUUUCCCUCGCCCAGCUAUUCCGACUCGACUCUCGCCUCAGGCGUAGACUCUCAUCUCUGCACGCCAGAGAAUGGACUGACAAGCCUUCCUCUCCAAGCUCGAAAACAGUCGGCUGACAACACCUCGGCGCGCUUCCUUGGCGGUAAUUUGCACUUUGACGAGAACGACAUUUUUCUCUCUUCUUCUUUGGAGCUGGAGCAAAGACCGCAUUCGGCCAACGGUGCUCCACACUCGAGCCUUGCUGCCGCGCUUGAAUUCGGAAUGGGCACUCCAGGCAGCUCGCCGACCAAGGCGUUGGGCAAACGCUCCCUGCACGUCCGCAAUGACUCGACCUCGCGUCGCCAUAGCAUUCAGGCACUUCUGCCAGCAAGUGCGACGGAACUUUGUUCAGCAUCGGACGUCAACACAGCCGUCAAGGAGGAGGCUCAAGAUGGAGGAGCCGCUCACUGUUCGAACGCAGACGUGUUCGAAUUCUCAACCCUGGGCGGCAGCACGGGCGCAGACUUUCUACUGUCCCCACCUCGUCUCACCGUCAGUCUGUCCUCACAAGGCGCCACCCAGAGCAGCAACCAGGGCCAAGAAAGCGAAGACUCCAAGCGACGUCGGACGACACCUCUGCCUCACCAGACACCGCAACGGAGUGCUUCGUACUCGCUUGGUCAACACGGAGCCGUGCAACAGACUCCGCCAAACUCUUGGACCACGAUGCAAAGCAACGCUGCUCGCGUAGCGAGCUCAGCAGCAUCGAGCUGCCUGACCCAGACGCCGUACUCAUCGGCGUCCUCUGCAACGGUCCCUGACAGCGUGUCGAGCAACGGCAGUGCCGCUAGCCGACAACGCCGCCGAUCAAUCGCUGGGGAUAUGACGAGCGAGAUCGCCGGUCUUACGGCGGGUCUCACCGUGCCAUUCAUUCAAGACAUCGACCUUCAUGCUGCAGGCAUGCCAAAGCCUCCCCGCUCAGCACCGCCCAUCUCGCCGGAAAACGCAAUGCAACAGGCACAAGAGCAAGCCAUGAGCGCGAACAAGGUCACUGAGCUCAAGAUUAACAAGCAAGCUGAAGUAUGGCCCGAUGAUGUCGAGGUCGCUUUCUGGGAGGCUCUUCGACUUAUUCCGAAGCUUGGUCGGCGCAAAGUCCUGGUCCACGGCAAACCUUGCGGGCGCAAUGAGCUCAUUGCAGACUACAUUGAGCGCAAGACGAACAAGAGUCGCUCGCGCAAGCAGGUGUCAAGCCACAUUCAGGUCCUCAAGAACAUAAAAAAGGUACGUGCUCGAUGACGUUACACUACCAUCACCGUAUGAGCUCAUCGACUUUGACGACUGCCACAGGGUGAUCCCGAGUUCCAGCAGCUCAUCGCUGAACCAGUCACCGAAGAAGACUUCUACAUCCCAGCCGGCGGAAUGAUGUACGCCCAGACUCUUGCCAGCUACGGCUACGGCGGACUUGGUGGACCCAAUCCAAUGUUUGGAGACGCAACCUCUGGUCUGCUCUCGCCAUACACUCCAAGCGCUGCCCUGUCCAACAUGAGCUUGGCCAGUCCGCACACUCCCUCGCCUGCUCUUUCCUCGGUCGGUCUGCCCUACCUGAACAGUCAGCCCGGCACGCCGGGCGGCUUGACCACGGCUCUCAAUGGUCUGCAGUUCUCGAGCCCACAGGACCCCAAGGCAGCGGCGUCAGUGUCCUGCCCCAUCCUACCCGCAAGCUUCUCCAUGUGGGUUCACUGCUCUGCUAGCGAGGACAAGCACGUCUACACUUCAUUGGAUCGGCAGGCGAUGAUGUCGAUCUCUCAGCACAAUGCGCAGCUACCUCGACUGCCCUUGGACUCUGUGCGCAUUGGCGCUUACCGUUUCCCUCGCUUGGCAGAGAUGUACCACCGCCUGCCGUGCCAAUUCUUGUAUGUGCACGUGCCAAUGUCCAUUCCUCGUGCGGACGUCUUGCUCCCUCGCUACGACCACUUCAGUACUCAGCUCAGUCUAACGAGCCUUCAAAGCUCUCGACUCACUAGUGUUACUACGGUCUAUUCCCACGGCAAACGGGUACUCUCGCUGGUCGAGCCUUUAGAUGCCCCACGCCGCGUAUCAGGCAAGCCUUCGGCUAGCGGCAACGGUACUGCGGACAGUGGACACGCUGAUUCCCAAAACACCGAUAGCAGCGUCGACUCGUCCCCGGUCACACCCUCCGACGGAGUCUCUCUCAACGCUUCUGAGAAUCGCCAUCGUUUUUGGCAUCAAGCACCCUUCGCGACAGACUUCUGGGCAGACUUCCUUAGCCGCAAUCACCCCGUAAACGUCUACUCUCAGCGUGAUGCCAAUCAGUCUUUCGGCAAAGAGCCCAGCGAAAGAGCAGCUCUAGGCAUGGCAGUUUCUGGUGUCACCAUCAUUCAAGAAUUCGUCAUUGCGACGGACGACAAUGCUCAUCGCCAAGCUGGUGCCACGACUGAUUUCAGCAGCGACAACUCCUUUGUAUCCACUACGGAUGCUUCGAUGGCUGCCAGCAUUGGGGGUCCAAGCUGCAAUCUGAUUGCCGACGUCUCUGGCUACGUCAGUCCUGGUUCAAAGGUGGGCGAUGUUGUGCUUGUCAUCGCCUGGGAUUUAGAAUGCGUCGAAGCACUUGGCGGCAAGCCAGGAACACCCACCGUUUCCAUGCUCACGGCUCCUAGGAUGUCGCCGUCGCCAAUAGGUCACUACGCUCCGCUGCCUGCUAUGUCCCCGCAUCAUCAGUCAAUCAACAUGCAGCAUAUGCCAGCGCAACACAGACCCACCGCCAUGGUGCACACGAACAGUGGUCCAGUUCCCACACUCAUCCGCACCCAGGCAUCACCGCAGCCUCCUCAAGGUGCUCAGAGCUUUGGAUCGAUGCCACCGCCAUCCAUGCCCAUGAUGAGGUCUCUCAGCGGCGAGAAUUUCCACCAACAGCAGCAGCAGCAGCUAGGGCCAACGCUGCUGCGCAAGAGAGGUCUUUCCAUCAAUAAGCCUAACCUGCAGCUGAAUAUUCCUCCUGCUCCUUACCUCGGAGGCAACAUGGGCGCCGCCAUGCAACGCUCCUUUUCGUCGUCGUCCAGUCAGCCAAGUCCCGCCCUGAGCACUCACAACUCCAGCGCUUGGGGCGCGAUGCAGCAGAGGGCGAUGCUCACACCCAUCACGCCGUUCCCGCAAGUGGUGUCCACGCCUACUGAGCCUCCUCCGAUGCUCAAUCACGAUGAGACGAAAGCCCAGCGCGAUCGCCUUGCCAGGGCAUGGGCUGCACAAGCCCACGCAUCUGCGAAUGGCGGCAAUGGCAUGUUCACGCAAGACCUCAACUCGCCACUAGAUUUCAACUUUGCACCAAACGUUGGAAGCAACUUGCCCCAGAUGCCCACUUUCAGCACGCCGCAGCACCUUGGUGACGCCCAGCUCAGCCAAUCCCAGCAUUCUUUGGCCUCCAAUGCACUCGAUAUGUCUGGCCUUCCCGACUUUUCGUCGAACAGCGCGAUUGGUUUGUCAUUUGGUGAAAUGCACAACGGCAUGCUUCCCGCCCCAGUCGAGAUCAACAACAACGCCAUAUCGGGCAUGGCCUCUCCCGCUUUCGACGUGAUGAUGUCCCAGACGCCAGCAGCUGGCAGCAGCCCUUUGCCACCUGCUUCUGAUGGUGACGCGCUCGCUACGUCUUACUACAUCAACUCUUUACUGUCCUCUAUGGGCAUGGCACCCCUUCCCCAAGACUCUUCCGAGGGCGGGUCUCUCGAUGUGAGCCGUGGCAGCUAGGGAAUCUAGGCGCCGUGUCAUGUCAGUCUCGCGAGAUCUCUUCUCCAUGCUCCGGUCUCCUCUAUGUAGCCAAUCAUCCCUUCUGCCGUCGAUGUCUUGCCAGGACAUCGUGUAUACCCGUCUUCAUCCAGCCCUCAGUUCUCGCUUCCCGAUUCGGCAAUUGUCGCGGCUUGA
Molecule: messenger RNA, 3993 nt
Organism: Ceraceosorus bombacis
Lineage: Eukaryota; Fungi; Basidiomycota; Exobasidiomycetes; Ceraceosorales; Ceraceosoraceae
Source: the annotation of a GenBank genome assembly